AUACUUUUCUUUGGAAAGAUUCCCAGACGAAAGGUUGCAAAUUUAAAAUUAGAUGCUCUGUUUUUUGCUAACACAAGAGUGUAAAAAUAACAGAACAGAAGUGGGGGAAGCCGCUCCCAUGGUUGACCUGAUCAUUUUGAACGAAGAACAGCUGCGAAAGCUUGCUACCGUGGUUUACUACAGGGAAGUAGCCGCAAUCAAAAGCAUCCAAUUUGGUUCAUAACAGGAACGCGUGAAAUACCUUAGAGAUUGCAGGAGUAACCACGAAUCCAUAAUGGGGCUUUUGGACGCCGGUAUCGGAUUGAAGGAUGGAUUUCAGGAUGAUGAGGUUAAGGAUCCAAUUGCUCAUGACGUCUUCUCUUACGUCAAAAGCUGCGUCAACAGUGCACUUCAGACGGUCCGGUACUACGCUCUACGAAUGAACUCUCUGAAGAAGAUCGAGGAACACAGUAACAUUCUGAUGGAUGCAGUGUGGAUGCUGGACCCGAAUAACUUGGAGAGCGUCAAGGGACUGGCGAUGGAAGCAGUGCAGUACAAAAAUGCUAAGUUGGAGUAUACCAGGAAGCAUCAGAGCGGAGCUGAUAGAGACUAUCCCAAAGCUCUCCUUGAUGGCGUCGAUGUUGCUGGACUCGUUGGAAUCUUGCGCCAAUUAGGCGAUCUCGCUGACAUUGUAUCAGACAAAGAUCCAAGGUUUACUGCAAGAUUUUGGAGAUCCUUCCAGAAAGCCAUGGGAACUCAAUUGAAAUUAAGCACAGCAUACCACCCACAAACCGAUGGGCAGUCUAAGAGGACUAUUCAAGUGCUCGAAGACAUGCUAAGAGCGUGUGCAUUAGAUUUGCCUGAGAGUUGGGAUGAUCAUCUUCCAUUGGUAGAGUUUGCUUAUAAUAAUAGCUAUCAUUCCAGUAUCAAAAUGGCACCUUAUGAGGCUCUUUAUGGCAGGAGAUGUAGAACUCCAAUUUGUUGGGCAAAAGUUGGUUAUGGAAGGGUAAUGGGGCCUGAUUUUGUGCAGCAAACAACAGAAAAGGUGAAAUUAAUUCAGCAAAGGCUUAAAGUGGCUCAAGACAGACAAAAGAGUUAUGCAGACAAUAGAAGGAGACCUCUGGAAUGGAGAUUAUGUAUUUUUGAAGAUGAAGUGGCUUACAGGAUUGCAUUGCCUCCAGAAUUAUCAAAUGUGCAUAAUGUAUUUCAUGUGUCGGUUUUGAGGAAGUAUGAGCCAGAUCCUUCACAUGUCAUAAACUAUGAACCAUUGGAGUUGAAGGAAGAUUUGAGUUACACCAAACAGCCAAUACAGAUUUUGGAUAGGAAAGAAAAAGUUUUGAGGAACAAGACUGUGUCCUUAGUGAAAGUGUUGUGGCGGCAUCAUUCUGAGAAUGAAGCUACAUGGGAACUUGAAAGUCAGAUGAGGGGGUAGUAUCCAAAUCUAUUUUGAUCAGUAGAUCGAGGUAGCAACCUCUCGGUUUAUGAGCUUUUGGCAUGGGACUCACAUGCUCAUUGUAUGUACAAGCUAGGGCCUCGUGUUUUCGAUAGGGAGGCAGAUCAAUGUGUUACCAAAACAAUGACUCAGCUUUUUUUUUUUUGAAAAGCUUUGGAGAAGAAUUUGCUUCAUAUAAUUUUUGUGUAAAUUACCUUUAUGUAUAAAAAACUUUAAAUUAA
Molecule: messenger RNA, 1653 nt
Organism: Rubroshorea leprosula
Lineage: Eukaryota; Viridiplantae; Streptophyta; Magnoliopsida; Malvales; Dipterocarpaceae
Source: the annotation of a GenBank genome assembly